UAUUCUAAAAAUAGUAACUACGUCAAAAAUUGUCAUUUUACGCACUCCUCCUACGCAUGAGCAAGGUAUUGUGGGAAAUGAUCAAGAUGGCCGAUGGUAAAGAUGAUUCGGAUUUGUUUAUGUCGGUAAAAGUUGAAGAGACGAAGAGAAUAUGUAAAGUGUCGGUUUCAUCUAAAACCACUGGAAAAGAUGUCGUUGAGCUAUUGAAGCCAGACGAUGAAAAAACUUACGUUUUAAUUGAAAUUUGGAAGGGCUGUGAAAGACCAAUUAAAGAAGAUGAAAAGAUUAAGAAUGCUUUAAUACAAUGGGGAAGUGAUGUUGAGGAUGUUGUGUUUUUGCUCAAACAAAAACGUUCUUCAAAACAGAAACAGAGUAAAACCUCUGAAAAACAAAGCUCUUCAAAUGCUGAUAAACUUUUAAAGAAGCAACGGCUUGUCGAAAGUCUUGAAAAAGAACUACAAGAGAAGGGAAAACAGUUAAAAUCCCUUAGGCAAAAAGAGCAUGUAUCAAAAAAUUUUCAAUCAAAGUAUGUCAGACUGUUGGAGUAUCGAGUGAUUGAGCAAGAUGAAAAGUUGUUAGGCUUACAAUCUAUACAAGAUGAACUUUUUCAGACGAGAUUGGAGAACGAAAACCUAGUCAUAGAACUGGAUCGUUUGAGGUCAAUGCUUGUAUUGAAGCAUCAGCAAUUAGCAGAAGCAACCGCUAGAGUGGAGCUUUUGACUCGUGAACUGGCAAUAUCUUCUCAACAACAGAACAUCAAACUUCCACAUCACUUACAUGGAAAUAAUGGUCGCUCUUUUGACCAUGGCAUGUUAAAAGAACACAUUCAUCUUAGGAGUAGGUCUUGGCAAAAUGACGAUGAAAAUGACACAGAAACAAGUGCUGACUCAGGUCAUGUAUCAAAUGACUCCCCUUCAUAUCAACAUAGACUUGCUCCAGGUUUCCAGUUUUUUCCUUCUCCUCCAGAUAUGUACAGUGGAAAGAUGGAAAACUUUGAACUGCAUUCUGAAUUUGAUAGGAAUGUUAAGCCCUACCCUAGUGAAAGGUUUGGUUUAUAUGAUGCUGGAGUGUAUCAUGGAUUUGAUGGGCAAACCAAUCACCAUCACCUUAAACUACAGCAAUUGCAAAACAAACUUCCAGGUGAGGUGGGUGUUAAAAAUUUACCAAGACAAUAUGGAACCAUCUCACCACCAUCGUCGUUAUCAUCUAUGUAUUCAGAAUCAUCGAGAAGUGAGAGUUUUCUAAGCAACUCUAUUGAUAGUACAUUAUUAUCUUUGGGAGAUGAUUCAAGUACAUCCAGUGUUCAUUCGAGAUCAAGUACCCCUACCAACAACCGCAAACAAGUUUUAGUAUCACCAAACUCAGCUGAGAUGCCAGAUUUAAGGCAUAGCACACAAUUUGACACAUCUUCCUCAAAACAUUCAUUAUUGCAUCCCAACAACAUGGCCUCAGAUGACUUGAAAAGAACUGCAGGAUCAAUAUCACUGUAUCAUAGAAAUCGUACGGGAUCACUUGAUAACAAUAAUUCCAAGAAAACCGAAGUAUUGCAUCAGCAAUCACAAUCAACAAUGGAACAGGAGAAUAUUCCUCCCAAUAUUACUUUUGUUCCUGAGAAAAGUAAUGUGAGUAGCAGUGUUGUAUCACCAAGUUUGGCCCGAAGUUCCAAAGAAUUUCAACCAAAUCACUCACUUAAACUACCCAGUUCACCUGUUACACUGAAAGAUGAUUUGGUGAAAAAUAAUCAUGUUCCAAGGCCCACAAUUCUUGAUUUACCAAAGCAAAAUUCAAGAACUCUCCCUCAGCAGGGCAUAACUCGCAAAAAAUCUCCAUUAUCACAAAGAAAGUUCACUCCUCCAGGAGAUUAUGUCCACGAUACAAAGGUUUUCUACUCGGCUCAGAGAGAUACUACAAGUAGUCCUGCAAACUUCUCACAUUCAAGAGAUGAUCGAAAGAUGUUGACAGGUUCCGCAAAUCAAAAGGAGGAAGCAAAGAGUGUUGCUUGCAAUACUAAAAAAAAAUGUGAUUCUGUCAGCACUGAAGACCAAUGUAAUAGUGAGGGACUGGAAAUGAGUAACAUAACAUCAUUGAAAAGCAAUUCACUGACAAGAUUGUCUUCACCAGAAAUAAAGGGACUCCUGCAUGACAUGUCUACUUUCAAGAUGACAAUGAGGGAUGUUAAACCAAUACAGAUUCAGACAAAAGCAGAGAAAGACUCUGACAAUAAUCCAACUUCAAAACAAACUGAAAUAGCUACAACAACAUCAGCUGAGAACCAUAGUCGCCGAGCAUUUUAUAAACCACCAAAACCUGUACCAAGAAAGAGAACAAAAACACCUCCACUUCGUGCGUCAGCUUCGCAGAGUAGUCAGAACUCACAGCAAAUACUUGCUUCUGAGUUGAUUGUAAAAGAUGAAGAAAAAAAUGUGGACAACAUGCCAAAUUUAACAAGCAAAAAUGAAGAUAGAACAUUAGAUUUAGGGCUUGGUAAUAAAGCAUAUGAUUCCAUUUUGAGAAGCUCAAAACACAAAGGUAGAAAAAGUGGAAAGAGAGUGAGCUUGGACCCUCAUGCUGUCUUGCUACAUGCUGCACUUGAAGGAGAACUGGAGCUAGUGAAGAAUGUAAUUCAUCAGGUGGAGGAUCCUAGUUAUCCAAACAAUGAAGGUCUUACAGCAUUACAUCAUGCAGUUUGUAACAGUCAUGAUGAUAUUGUGAAGUUCUUGGUGCAAUAUGGUUGUGACAUUAAUGCAGCAGACAUGCAAGGAUGGACAUCAUUGCAUUGUGCUGCAGCUAACAACAGUGUCAGUAUGUGUAAGUUUCUUAUAAACCAUGGAGCAUGUGUGUUUGCUAUUACAUCUAUCGAGGGCAAGACACCUUCUCGUUGUUGUGAGAAAGAUUUGGAGAACUUUGAUGAAUGCUUUACAUAUCUUACUGAAAUCGAAAACAACUUUGGUGUAACCAAUGAAGGAGUUGUUUAUGCUGUGUAUGCAUACGAAGCUAAGCAAAAAGAUGAGCUUAGUUUUGAAUGUGGUGAACGUUUAACUGUUGUACGUCGAGGUGAUGUAACAGAGAAAGACUGGUGGUGGGCACAAGACAUUCAUAACAAGUUUGGAUACAUACCUCAAAACCUGCUUGGGUUGCAGCCUCGUGUUGCACCUGAUGUGUAACAAAGCUACACGAUGUCAACAUAUCUAUUCAUAUUUAAUACCCAAGAAGUUAUGACAAUAUAGCUUUUAGCCACAAAUUAUACAUGUAACUUACUUUCCUUAAAAUAUGUAACUAAUAUAACAACAAAUUAAAUAUUUAAUUAAUGCAGAAUAGAAUCCAAUAUACAUUUUAUUGUAAAUAUUGUAAGAGUAAAAAACAUAAUAUUUACAGAUGAGUAAUACAUACACCAACAUAUAGUA
This is a messenger RNA of Xenia sp. Carnegie-2017, 3404 nucleotides long. Its product is annotated as apoptosis-stimulating of p53 protein 1-like. NCBI's taxonomy places the organism in Eukaryota, Metazoa, Cnidaria, Anthozoa, Malacalcyonacea, Xeniidae. The transcript has 10 exons. Gene Ontology annotation, cellular component: nucleus. The record is from RefSeq and is a predicted model, not a curated record. Gene Ontology annotation, molecular function: p53 binding. Gene Ontology annotation, biological process: signal transduction; regulation of apoptotic process. The coding region runs from base 57 to 3164 and encodes 1035 amino acids.